Molecule: messenger RNA, 1321 nt
Organism: Drosophila takahashii
Lineage: Eukaryota; Metazoa; Arthropoda; Insecta; Diptera; Drosophilidae
Product: dnaJ homolog subfamily C member 25 homolog
Biological process (GO): protein folding
Cellular component (GO): endoplasmic reticulum membrane
Source: RefSeq, a predicted model, not a curated record
GCAAAACCCCAACCAUCGACUAAAUCCCAUUUCUCCAUCGCUCCACCUCCAAAGUUAACCAAGUUGAGCAGGCGGACAGACGCCGAGCAGACGGACGAGCAGCGCCAACGCACCGCCACCAGUUGCUCCGACCUCCGACCCGCAGUUGAUCCAUUCCGGAGUCUAAUCCGGAGCCACCCAAGUAGUGCCAGCUGCUCCCCCGCCUCCACGUGUCCAGGUGAAAGCUGAGUCCCAAUCCCCCCAUCCAAAAUGCGGUUGCUGCUCCUCCUGGUUCUCCUGCUGCCCACGCUGGCCCUCGGCCUGCUGGAGGGUCUGUACUGCGGCAAGGACAACUGCUACGAUGUGCUGGGCGUCACGCGGGAGUCGUCCAAGUCGGAGAUCGGCAAGGCGUACCGCCAGCUGGCGAGGCGCCAUCAUCCCGAUUUGCAUCGCGGCGCCGAGGCGAAGGCCGCCGCGGAGACGCAGUUCAAGCUGGUGGCCACCGCCUACGAGAUCCUGCGCGACGAGGAGUCGCGCACGGACUACGACUACAUGCUGGACAACCCGGACGCCUACUAUGCGCACUACUAUCGCUACUACCGCCGCCGCGUGGCACCCAAAGUGGAUGUGCGCCUGGUCAUCGUGGUCGUGCUGACCAUUGUCUCCGUGAUUCAGUACUAUUCCGGCUGGCAGCGCUACGACUCGGCCAUCAAGUACUUCGCCACGGUGCCGAAGUAUCGCAAUCAGGCGCUGGACAUUGCACGCGAUGAGAUUGAGGAGAGGAUCCAGAAGAAGGGCAGGAAUCGGAUGUCGAAGAACGAGCAGCGCGAGGAGCUGGAGCGGAUCAUCAGGCGGGUGAUCGAGGAGCGGAUGGACGUGAAGGGCGGCUACGCGAAGCCGACGCUCUGGGAUGUGCUGUGGGUGCAGCUGCUCAUCUGCCCGUACACAAUAGUCGCGUUUAUUGUGUGGCAUGCCCAGUGGUUCUGGCGCUACACGCUGAUGAAGCAGCCGUAUGGACGGGAACAGAAGCUGCAUUUGAUCCGCCGGCACCUGGGAAUGGGCCAGCAUCAGUUCGAGGCGCAGGAGGAGAAGCUGAUCGAGGAGUACCUGCAUCUGGAGCUGUGGAAGCGGGAGAAUUUCGUGGCUUGGAAGGAAGAGCAGGACGAGGAGAUGAAGAAGAAGCUGGCGGAGAAUCCGCGCUACAAGGCCUACAGGCGGUACAUGAAGAACCACGGACCCGGACGCAUCACCUUCGAGGAUUAGCUUUCAAGUUUUAUUGCUACAACUGAAGAGGAAUCCAAAUUCCUAACCCUACCGACUAAAUUUUGAUACAUUACUAUUA